Drosophila novamexicana is the source of this 2983-nucleotide messenger RNA. It is a transcript of the gene slif, whose product is annotated as cationic amino acid transporter 3. The record is from RefSeq and is a predicted model, not a curated record. The coding region runs from base 150 to 1985 and encodes 611 amino acids. The transcript is spliced from 3 exons. Gene Ontology annotation, biological process: transmembrane transport; amino acid transport. Gene Ontology annotation, cellular component: plasma membrane. Gene Ontology annotation, molecular function: amino acid transmembrane transporter activity. Lineage: Eukaryota; Metazoa; Arthropoda; Insecta; Diptera; Drosophilidae.
GGUCGUUAAAAUUUAGUUGAGUCUGAAGUUUUGUUUGGAUCUAAAAUAAGCGCUACCAACUUUUACUAAAGCCGUCAGUUGAUGUCAAUUUGUGCUUAAAGUGAUAUUUUUUAGGCCUAAAAAUAAAAAAGCUAAAAGCCUAAACAAUCAUGUUUAACUUAUGGAAAGCCCUCACCCGCCGUAAAACGGACGAUGUUCAUGAAAGUGAAUCAAAGCUGGCCCGUGUGCUCAAUCUCUUUGAUCUGACGGCGCUCGGAGUGGGCAGCACAUUGGGGCUGGGCGUCUAUGUGCUGGCCGGCCAGGUGGCCUACAAUAUAGCAGGUCCAGCGGUGACCAUAUCCUUUCUGAUAGCUGCCGUCGCCUCGGCAUUUGCGGGCAUUUGCUAUGCAGAGUUUGCGGCACGUGUGCCCAAGGCAGGCAGCGCCUAUGUGUACAGUUAUGUGACCAUUGGCGAGUUUGUCGCCUUCACCAUAGGCUGGAACCUGAUACUGGAGUAUGUGAUUGGCACAGCUUCGGUGGCACGUGGCCUGAGUGGUUACUUUGACUCGUUGAUCGAUAAUAACAUGUCCAAGGCGCUAAACGCGACAAUGCCCAUCAAGGUGAGCUUUCUGGGCGACUAUCCGGACUUCUUGUCCUUCGGCAUGGUCCUGCUGCUGGCUGCCCUGCUGGCCUUCGGCGCCAAGGAGUCCAGCUUCUUGAACAACAUAUUUACCACCGUUAAUCUGGUGACCAUUGGCAUUGUGCUGGUUGCUGGUGGCAUGAACGCCAAUCCGGACAACUGGCGCAUUCCAGCUAGCGAGGUGCCUGAUUGGGCUGGCACCGGCGGCUUCAUGCCCUACGGCAUUGCUGGCGUAAUGGCAGGUGCCGCGAAAUGCUUCUACGGCUUUGUGGGCUUCGAUUGCAUUGCCACCACCGGCGAGGAGGCCAUAAAUCCCAAGAGGAAUAUACCAUUGGCCAUUGUGGUAUCGCUGAUCAUAAUCUUUCUGGCCUACUUUGGUGUGUCCACAGUGCUGACAAUGAUGCUGCCGUAUUAUCUGCAGGAUCCGGAUGCGCCAUUCCCGAAAGCCUUCGAUUCGGUCGAGUGGUAUACGAUCAAAUGGAUUGUGACGAUCGGAGCUGUGUUUGCGCUAUGCACCAGCCUGUUGGGCGCCAUGUUUCCGCUCCCACGUAUACUCUAUGCCAUGGGCAACGACGGCAUUCUGUUCAAGCGUCUGGCCAAUGUUCAUCCAUAUACAAAGACGCCGCUGUUAGCCACAAUAGUGUCGGGCAUAUUUGCGGCGGUUAUGGCCAUGUUAUUCAACUUGGAUCAAUUGGUGGACAUGAUGUCCAUUGGCACACUGCUCGCCUAUACGAUUGUGGCCAUUUGUGUGCUGGUGCUGCGCUAUCAGGAUGAGCAGAUGACCAAAGUGGUCUCGGUGCGUGCUCCGAAUGUCUGCCGCCAGCUGUUCUGCAACUCUUUCAAGGAGCCAAACACAAUGACCUCGGCUAUAACCAAAGUGGGCAUUGUGGUAUUUGCCAUCUUCUCCAUCAUUUGGUGCAUCUUCAUGAAGGUCUUCGAACUGCAGGCAACUGGCGGCAUUGUCUCCCUCAGUGUUGUCGGCCUGGUGCUCAUCUGCAUAUGCAUUGUGAUUGGCCUGCAGCCGGUGUCCACCAUAGAGUUGACCUUUAAGGUGCCACUGGUGCCGUUUGUGCCCUGCCUGAGCGUUUUUGUCAACUUGUACCUGAUGUUCCAGCUGGAUUUGUACACCUGGAUACGUUUCCUUAUCUGGAUUGCCAUCGGUUAUUGCAUUUAUUUUGCGUACGGCAUUCGCAAGUCCACACAGAUCACACGUAAUCGUAAUCACGCCGAGGUGGCCGCCAAUGCCAUGCAGAAUCCGGAUAAUUUGGAACAGCAUGAGAAUCGCGCCUUCGAGCCGGACUGGAAGGUUGAAAACGGCAUCAAGGCCUUGCAGCCGCCCCCCUACGAGUACUCCGAAAAACUCUAAGUCGGCAGUCGGAGACUCAAACAAGUAUUAUAAGUAGCCUUGUAGAUUUAAGCUGACCUCACACCCGACUUAUAACUGAGCCGAUAGAUUCACAGAUUCAGAUUUUAAUUCUCUUUUGCAAUCAGUUCCUUCAGAAGUUGGUUUAUCACUUGCAAUUUCUCAAUAAUUUCCCAAUUCGUUUAAUUACUUUCUUUUGAUUAUGAAAUCAUCCUUUUAAAAUUAGUCGAAAUCCGUCAAUCAAGCUCCCAUAAAGUUGUAAAUAGGCAUCUUGUUCAGUUGAGUGGCAUGUGUGAAGCCAGCUUAAGAAAUUUAAAGUUAGCUGAGAAUGAUUUUCGCCCCGUAGCACCCCCCCACUUAUCUUGCUAGUAGCUCCAUUUAGACUCUGAGUUUAGCUUGCAUGUGUUUGUGAGAGAGAUGAAUAGAUUGCGCAUAAAAAUUAAAUGAUUCUCCUUGGACGAACGGGCAGCUCCUGUUCCAUGUAGAAGACUCGUGAGUUGCUGCGUUCGACGAGAGAUUUGUUAUUUUUAUGCGCCAGAAAUUUAGACACACACGACUUCCCAAAGGCCGCUUAAUGCAGACUUUUAAUAUUAUUUUCUUUUGAUAUUUUGUAUUCGUAUUCGAUUUUUAUUUCAGAGACUCAUUUAUGAUUUUGAUUAUUAUUUUUUUUUUUCGUGAACUUUGCUGCCUUUCAUUUCUGUACAUAAUGCCCCCAUAAUGUUGUGAUAUUUGUAAAUAUAUAUGUAUAUAGAUUUAUAAUGUUCGCAUAUAUUUAUAUAUAUUUGUCACAAUUCUUGUUGCCGUUAUGUAAAUGCAAUUUGUAUCAUAAUAUUAAUAUUGUCAUAGAUUUUUAUGCAAUUGUACAAUCCUAAGCUAGUUCUGUAUUUAAGUUAUUUAGCUGAUAAGUUAAUGUCCUCCCCUAACAAGGCCCCUACCGAACACGUUUUUAUAUUUGUUCAAAGAAAGAGAAACGAAUUUUUCCCCAAAAGUAAUUUGUUAAA